This is a messenger RNA of Anopheles bellator, 2049 nucleotides long. RefSeq names its product IQ and ubiquitin-like domain-containing protein. The coding region runs from base 1 to 2049 and encodes 682 amino acids. The transcript is spliced from 7 exons. Gene Ontology annotation, cellular component: acrosomal vesicle; motile cilium. The record is from RefSeq and is a predicted model, not a curated record. Lineage: Eukaryota; Metazoa; Arthropoda; Insecta; Diptera; Culicidae. Gene Ontology annotation, biological process: cilium assembly.
AUGGAGCCAGCCACGGGGGGAACCGUGGAAUCGUGCUCGGGAGUGACUUCCGGGCCGGCGCUCCAAAAUGCCGGCGCCGGACGGAAGUGUCGCAAAGACGUAACCGUAAAGUUCCAUCUCAUGAAAUCACAAGUGGUGGCCCACGCCUACCCCAGCCACUACACAGUGGACGAGGUGCGCGAGCACAUUGCGUGCAAAUUUCAGGUGAAAUCGAAAUUCCUGCUACUACGCCAGGGCGGCGCGGAAGUGGCCGGGUACCGGCGGCUCGGGGACAUCUGCGUCAGCGAGUACAACGUGUGCGAUCUGGAACUGCUGCUGACGGAGGCGGCCCGCGACGAGCACGUGCAGCUCAACCUGAAGCUCUACUACAAGAACCUGACGCUUCCCGACAUCAUCACGGUGCGCAUUCCGGGCGAGGACGGCAAACCGAGCCGCGACGUGGUGGUCGAGAUCGAGAACCAGGUGAUCACGAAACCCUUCGUCGGUGGCUUCAUCAACCGGCAGACGAAGAUCGAGUACCACCAUGCGUUCAGCCAAACGGGCCCACCACCGGUCGGACGGCCGGGGGCCAAGUUUAGCCGCGACACGCAGACGGUUGCCGAGCGGCACACGACCACCGCAAUCCCGCGGGACCAAUCGGCCCAGCUCUGCCCGCUGGAGUUGGAAGAUGCGGCCAGCGGGCGGAAGGUACCGAGCGGGCCGUGUCUGGUGCCGCACCCGUACGAGUCGGCGCAGGAGCUCGAGCAGCGGACCGACACCGUCGGCAAGGUGCUACUGAUCCAGCGCAACUUCCGGCGGCUCCUGUGGCAGCGAUUGAUCCGCAAAAGUGCCGCCGAGUGGAGACAACUGCAGCAACGGCAGACCGAAAACGAGUCUUCGGCGCAGCAGUCGCGAACGUUGGCCCACAGCAAAACCUGCGUGGCCCGUGCCUUCCCGAAGUCGAAGGAAGAGUUCGAUGCACUGUUCGCACAGAUCCACUGCUGGAAGGAGAACGAGCUGAAGCUGAUCCGGGAGCGCUAUUCGGGGGCGCCCAAGAUCGCCGAGAUGAACAUCCUGCUGGACAAGGGAAUCCAGCUGCUGAACGGUGUCGAGCGGCAGCGGCGUGCCAUCCAGCGCGAGCAGUCCGACGCGGUGGUCGAGCGGCAGCUGGCCAAAAUCAGCGAACCGAAGCGAUGGGUCGGCUGUAACAACCGUGUAAUCGAGAUGGAAACACCCCAAACGCAGCGGGCACACUUUCUGGUGCUCUACUACCGCCGGCUGAAGGAGGCCCAGUCGGGCGGUACCGGUGCUGACCCGCAGGAACGGAUCGCCCUGCUGGACGAGCUAUCGGACGUGAUCGUCCAGGAGUGCCACCCGGCGACGGAAGAGCUAGAGAAUUUGCUGCAACGCGAACGCAAGCUGCUGCUGUGCCGCAUGGAGCCGGACGAUCUGGUGCUGCUGCGAAAGCGCCAGCUAACGCUGAUGGCGGAAAUCAUACGCUCCGAUCCGGCCAAGGCACGCGAGAAAUCCGUUACGAAGCUGUGCCGCAAGUGCAAGAAGCUACGACCGGCCAACGCGUUCACCGUGCACACCCGCCAGCGGACGGCUGAUGUGUGCGAAACCUGCACCUCGCUACUCGGUUCGACAGUGGACAUUGCCGUGUACCGGUCGAUUUUGCGAGCCGUUCGGCGCGACGAACGGAAGCGCGGUUCGCUCGCUUCGUACGCGUUCAUCAUCCAGGAAAAUGACAUCAAGCACAUAGUCGAGCGCAUCUGGCACGGCCACUCGGUCAUCUCGAACGACGCCGACCGGUCCGAUCUGAUGCUGCCGCGCUGGAACGUGUCCCAGGAUUGGGCACCGUGGAACUGCGUCUGUCUGACGGAGCAGGAGACACGGGCCCAUCUGAAGCUGCAGCGCCUCGACCGGCACUACCAGCCGAGCGUGAUGAAGGAGAUCCAGAGCAAGCACGCGCUCGCUCGUUCCAUAUUCAAUCAGCUACGGGAAAUCGACCAGGAGUUCACCGAAUCCGGCGACUGGUGGGCCGUCGGUCUGGAUGGCAAACUGGUGUAG